Molecule: messenger RNA, 3330 nt
Organism: Micropterus dolomieu (smallmouth bass)
Lineage: Eukaryota; Metazoa; Chordata; Actinopteri; Centrarchiformes; Centrarchidae
Product: NLR family CARD domain-containing protein 3-like
Exons: 9
Coding region: 107-3058 (983 amino acids)
Molecular function (GO): protein binding
Source: RefSeq, a predicted model, not a curated record
AGCUGGACAUAACCAUGUUGAAAAAAAAGUUAAACGGCAGAGAUCACAGGUUCCCAGUGGUCAGUCUGCUCAUCAUCAUCAUCAAACAGACCUGGCCUCCAUAUUUAUGCUGCUCCAAGAAAACAUUGGCAAUUUUGUGAAGAACGAGGUGAAGAAGUUCCAGGGAGUUCUGAGUCCAGAUUACCCAGAAUGCUUAGAGAGUCAGAGGGAGGAUGAGGAGGUGUUGGACGGUGAGGAGGAGGAGCAGAGGAGGAGCAGCAGAGAGGCAUUUCUGAAGAUCACACUGCUCUUCCUGAGGAGAAUGAAGCAGGAGGAGCUGGCUGAGCGUCUGCAGAGCAUGUGCCGACGUAAACUCAAGUCUAACCUGAAGAAGAAGUUCCAGUGUGUGUUUGAGGGGAUUGCUAAAGCAGGAAACCCAACCCUUCUGAACCAGAUCUACACAGAGCUCUACAUCACAGAGGGAGGGACUGCAGAGGUCAAUGAUGAACAUGAGGUCAGACAGAUUGAAACAGCAUCCAGGAAACCAGACAGACCAGAAACAACCAUCAGACAAGAAGACAUCUUUAAAGCCUCACCUGGAAGAGAUGAACCAAUCAGAACAGUGAUGACAAAGGGAGUGGCUGGCAUUGGGAAAACAGUCUUAACACAGAAGUUCACUCUGGACUGGGCUGAAGACAAAGCCAACCAGGACAUACAGUUCAUAUUUCCAUUCACUUUCAGAGAGCUGAAUGUGCUGAAAGAGAAAAAGUACAGCUUGGUGGAACUUGUUCAUCACUUCUUUCCUGAAACCAAAGAAGCAGGAAUCGGCAGGUUUGAAGAGUUCCAGGUUGUGUUCAUCUUUGACGGUCUGGAUGAGUGUCGACUUCCUCUGGACUUCCACAACAAUGAGGUCCUGACUGAUGUCACAGAGUCCACCUCAGUGGAUGUGCUGCUGACAAACCUCAUCAGGGGGAACCUGCUUCCCUCUGCUCGCCUCUGGAUAACCACACGACCUGCAGCAGCCAAUCAGAUCCCUCCUGAGUGUGUUGACAUGGUGACAGAGGUUAGAGGGUUCACUGACCCACAGAAGAAGGAGUACUUCAGGAAGAGAUCCAGAGAUAAGAAGCAGGCUAGCAGCAUAAUCUCCCACAUCAAGACAUCACGAAGCCUCCACAUCAUGUGCCACAUCCCAGUCUUCUGCUGGAUCACUGCUACAGUUCUGGAGGAGGUGUUGAGGACCACAGAGGGAGGAGAGCUGCCCAAGACCCUGACUGAGAUGUACAUCCACUUCCUGGUGGUUCAGUCCAAACUGAAGAACACCAAGUAUGAUGGAGGAUCUGAGACAGAUCCACACUGGAAGAGCAGGAAGAUGAUUGAGUCUCUGGGAAAACUGGCUUUUGAGCAGCUGCAGAAAGGAAACCUGAUCUUCUAUGAAUCAGACCUGACAGAGUGUGGCAUCGAUAUCAGAGCAGCCUCAGUGUACUCAGGAGUGUUCACACAGAUCUUUAAAGAGGAGAGAGGGCUGUACCAGGACACGGUGUUCUGCUUCGUCCAUCUGAGUGUUCAGGAGUUUCUGGCUGCUCUUCAUGUCCAUCUGACCUUCAUCAACUCUGGUGUCAAUCUGCUGGCAGAAGACCAAACAACCUCCCGGCGGUCUAAAGUCUUUAGAGAGAAACCUAAAUUAAAACAUGUCUACCAGAGUGCUGUGGACAAGGCCUUACAGAGUCCAAACGGACACCUGGACUUGUUCCUCCGCUUCCUCCUGGGUCUUUCACUGCAGACCAAUCAGACUCUCCUACGAGGUCUGCUGACACAGACAGGAAGUAGCUCACAGACCAAUCAGAAAACAGUUGAGUACAUCAAGAAGAAGAUCAGUGAGAAUCUGUCUCCAGAGAGAAGCAUCAAUCUGUUCCACUGUCUGAAUGAACUGAAUGAUCGUUCUCUAGUGGAGCAGAUCCAACAGUCCCUGAGUUCAGGAAGUCUCUCCACAGAUAAACUCUCUCCUGCUCAGUGGUCAGCUCUGGGCUUCAUCUUACUGUCCUCAGAAAAAGAUCUGGAUGUGUUUGACCUGAGGAAAUACUCUGCUUCAGAGGAGGCUCUUCUGAGGCUGCUGCCAGUGGUCAAAGCCUCCAACAAAGCUCUGUUGAGUGGCUGUAACCUCUCAGAGAGAAGCUGUGAAGCUCUGUCCUCAGUUCUCAGCUCCCAGUCCUCUAGUCUGAAAGAGCUGGACCUGAGUAACAACAACCUGCAGGAUUCAGGAGUCAAGCUACUGUCUGCUGGACUUGAGAGUCCACACUGUACCCUGGAAACUCUCAGCCUGUCAGGCUGUCUGAUCACAGAGGAAGGCUGUGCCUCUCUGGCCUCAGCUCUGAGCUUGAACCCUUCCCAUCUGAGAGUGCUGGAUCUGAGCUACAAUUAUCCAGGAAAGUCAGGAGUGAAGCUGCUUUCUGCUGGACUGGAAGAUCCACACCGGAAACUGGAUACUCUCAGGGUGGACCAUGGUGGAGAGCAAUGGUUAAAAUCUGGUCUGAGGAAGUAUUUCUGUGAACUCACACUGGACACAAACACAGCACACAGAAACCUUAAACUGUCUGACAACAACAGGAAGGUGACGGUGGUGACAGAGGAGCAGCCAUAUCCUGAUCAUCCAGAGAGAUUUGACUGCUGGCAGCUGCUGUGUAGAAAUGAUCUGACUGGUCGCUGUUACUGGGAGGUCGAGUGGAGAGGAGAAGUUUAUAUAUCAGUGAGUUACAGAGGAAUCAGAAGGAGAGACUGUGAUGAAUGUGGGUUUGGAAUGAAUGAUCAGUCCUGGAGUCUGAGCUGCUCUGAUUGUCGUUACUCUGUCUGUCACAAUAACAGAGAAACAGUCCUCCCUCUCUCCUCCUCCUCCUCCUCCUCCUCCUCCUCCUCUAACAGAGUAGCAGUGUAUGUGGACUGUCCUGCUGGCACUCUGUCCUUUUACAGAGUCUCCUCUGACACACUGAUCCACCUCCACACCUUCAACACCACAUUCACUGAACCUCUUUAUCCUGGGUUUGGAUUCUGGCCUGACUCCUCAGUGUCUCUGUGUUCUGUGUAGGAGGGAGACAACUUCCAGUCCUGUGGUUUAAAUGUUGGUGGUGGACGAGGCUUCACUUUGGUUAACAUCUGACUCACUGAUUGUGCCUUUAAUGUCAGAAAUGUGUUUUCUUAGAAAUGGUGAAAUGAUCUCCUCAGGGCUGAACUUGUGUAUAAACUGUGCUGACUUUGAUUUUUACUUUAAUAAAGUUUUCUUGGAGGAGCAUCUAGUAGCUGCUGAUGGCUGCAGAGCUUCUCAUUCACUUCAAUAAAAGUUUGAAGACAAAAACUCAA